AUGGCUUUGAUAGGCAUCAUGCUUUCCCGUAUCUUGCCAAGACUUCAUCCUGUUGCCACAAAUGUGUCCGCCACUAGAUCAAUGUCGUUCGAUUUGACCGAUACCCAGAAAGAAAUUCAACAGACUGCUCUGCACUUCGCCAAAGAGGAACUUGUUCCUAUUGCUGCUAAGCAUGAUGAAACCGGAGAGUUUCCAUGGGAUAUUGUUAAGAAGGCACAUUCUCUUGGAUUCAUGAACCCUCAAAUCCCUGAGAAGUAUGGAGGACCAGGAAUGUCAACUCUUGAAACAGCACUGAUUGUAGAAGCCUUGUGCUACGGUUGCACAGGGCUUCAACUUGCCAUCAUGGGUCCAUCUUUGGCCUUGGCCCCAGUUUACAUUGCUGGUUCUGAAGAGCAGAAGAAGAAGUACUUGGGAUGGUUAGCCGCUGAACCCAUCAUUGCUUCUUACUGUGUUACUGAACCUGGUGCUGGAUCUGAUGUAAAUGGUGUUCGUACUAAGGCAGAGAAGAAGGGAGAUGAAUAUAUUAUCAAUGGUAGCAAAGCUUGGAUCACUGGAGGAGGACACGCUAAAUGGUUCUUCGUACUAGCUCGUACCGACUCUGAUCCUAAAACUCCCGCUGGAAAAGCUUUCACUGCUUUCUUGGUUGAUGGAGACACACCAGGAAUUGUCAGAGGAAAGAAGGAGAAAAAUAUGGGACAAAGAUGUGCUGACACCAGAACCAUCACUUUCGAAGAUGUUCGCGUUCCAGCUUCUGCUAUUUUGGGAUCACAUGGUUCUGGAUUCAAGGUAGCCAUGGGUGCUUUUGAUAUGACGAGACCUGGUGUUGCUGCUGGUGCUCUUGGCUUAUCAUGGAGGGCUCUCGAUGAAUCAGCAAAGUAUGCGCUUCAAAGGAAGACCUUUGGAACUGAAAUUGCUAAUCACCAAGCUGUCCAAUUUAUGCUCGCUGACAUGGCCAUGAAUUUGGAGCUUUCUCGUUUGGUUACCUACCGAGCUGCCCAAGAUGUUGACAAUAAGGUGCGAUCAUCAUAUUUUGCUUCGAUUGCCAAAUGUUUUGCUGCUGACACAGCUAACCAAGCCGCAGCCAAUGCUGUUCAGAUUUUCGGAGGAAACGGAUUCAACAGCGAAUAUCCUGUUGAGAAAUUGAUGAGAGAUGCCAAGAUUUACCAGAUUUAUGAAGGAACUAGUCAGAUUCAACGAAUGGUUAUUGCUAGAAUGCUUUUGGGUAACUUCCAACAAACCGGAACUAGCCGUACCAAUUGA
Auanema sp. JU1783 is the source of this 1260-nucleotide messenger RNA. The record is from the annotation of a GenBank genome assembly. NCBI's taxonomy places the organism in Eukaryota, Metazoa, Nematoda, Chromadorea, Rhabditida, Rhabditidae.